This is a messenger RNA of Cyprinus carpio (common carp), 2184 nucleotides long. RefSeq lists its product as uncharacterized. Gene Ontology annotation, cellular component: nucleus. Gene Ontology annotation, biological process: regulation of transcription by RNA polymerase II. The record is from RefSeq and is a predicted model, not a curated record. Gene Ontology annotation, molecular function: DNA-binding transcription factor activity, RNA polymerase II-specific; RNA polymerase II transcription regulatory region sequence-specific DNA binding. NCBI's taxonomy places the organism in Eukaryota, Metazoa, Chordata, Actinopteri, Cypriniformes, Cyprinidae.
CCUUAACCAUUGGGGAACCUUGUGUGAUUUUCACUGAAAUAUUUGACUUCUCUCAUUCCCUACCAAUCCCCACUCAUGAAGACUAUUGGUGUUGAUCAAAUAGCACGCGAGUUUAUAAGUUAUUUAUCAUUUAUUUGUGUAGAUCGGCUAUUUCAAAGGAAAACAAGUCAGUUCACCUUAUACUGUAGACGCACGCGUAUCGCCGCUUCACUCUCCAGUCCAGCGGGUGGCGCUAAACACACACGUUUGUUUGACAAACACCAUUACACCUCAGAGGAAGAUCAGUUUCACCGCGCUCUCUGUUGUUUUGUCGUGAUGAUGGCUUAAUAGAAACUGUUAGAAUGUUGUUUCUGUAAAAGCGAAAUACAGUUUUGAAUCAGGUCAAUAAAUAUCUGGAGGAGUAUCAUCUGAACUGAGAUCUGCUGCUGUGAAGAUGAUGUUUGUUAAAGAGGAGAGUGAAGAGAACACGAGUGAACCAGAAACCUGGAGAAUAAAACAAGAGGAACCAGAAACCUGGAGAAUAAAACAUGAGGAACAAGGAGGCCUGAUGAAAAUGAAAGAAGAAAGACAAGAUCGGAAUGAGGUGGAGGAGAAAUAUCAGGAUCAGAAAGAUCAUGAGGUCAAUGAAGAAAAAUCAGCGAGUUGCAGCAUUCAACAAACAGAAGUCAAAAGGUCUUUCAGCUGCUCUCAGUGUGGGAACACUUUCACAUGUAACAGAAAUCUUAAGAAUCACAUGUUAAUUCAUGCUGGAAUAAAGUCUUUCAGCUGCACUCAGUGUGGAAAGAGUUUUACACAGAAAGGACAACUUAAUGGUCAUUUGGUAUCUCACACUUCAGAAAAGCCUUUCAGCUGCUCUCAGUGUGGAAACACUUUCAGACGUAAAGAAUACCUUAAGAAUCACAUGUUAAUUCAUGCAGGAAUAAAGCCUUUCAGCUGCUCUGAGUGUGGAAAGAGUUUUACACAUAAAGUAAGCCUAGAGAAGCACAUGUUAAUUCAUACUGAGAUAAAGCCUUUCAUCUGUUCUCAGUGUGGAAAGAGUUUUAUAUAUAAAUCAAGCCUUAAAACUCACAUGUUCGUUCAUACUGAGAUAAAGCCUUAUACCUGCUCUCAGUGUGAAAAGAGUUUUACAUAUAAAUCGUCCCUUACGGCUCACAUGUUCGUUCAUACUGAUAUAAAGCCUUUCAGCUGUGCUCAAUGUGGAAAGAGUUUUACACAGAAAAGACUGCUUGAGAAUCAUUUGGUAACUCACUCUUCAGAAAAGCCUUUCAGCUGCUCUCAGUGUGGAAAGAGUUUCACAAGUGAAGGAUACCUUAAGAGGCACAUGUUAAUUCAUACUGUAAUAAAGCUUUUCAGCUGCUCUCAGUGUGGAAAGACUUUUAUAAAUAAAUCAAGCCUUAAGAGGCACAUGUUAAUUCAUGCUGGGGAAAAGCCGUUUUCCUGCUGUCAGUGUGGAAAGAGUUUUAGAGAGAAAUCAAGCCUAAAGACGCACAUGUUAAUUCAUGCUGGGAAAAGGCCUUUCUCCUGCUCUCAAUGUGGAAAGACUUUUAGAUAUAGAUCACACUAUAAUGGUCACAUGUUAAUUCAUGCUGGGAAAAAGCCUUUCUCUUGCUCUCAGUGUGGAAAGAGUUUUACAUAUAAAUCAAGCCUUAGGAGGCACACAUUAAUUCAUUUUGGGAUAAAGUCUUUCAGCUGCUCUCAGUGUGGAAAGAGUUUUACACAGAAAGGAGACCUUGAGACUCAUUUGGUGUCGCACACUUCAUAAAAGCCUUUCAUCUGCCCUCAAUGUGGAAAGUCUUUGGCAUGUAAAGGAUAUCUUGAGACUCACAUGUUAAAAGGGUCAUCGAAUGCAAAAAGUUUAUAUGAUUCUUUAGGGUCUUAAUAAAAAGUCAAUAACAUACUUUGGUUAAAAUUUUUCAAUUGUAGUGUAAAACAACACCAAUUUUACCCUGUCAAAAACAGCUCUGUUCACAGCGAGCCGUUUUGGUGCAUGUUCCAUUAAAUGCUAAUGAGCUUAGCUCACCCCGCCUCUCGCUUCAGUGGGGCGACAAGCCACUCUCAUGAGACUGUAAACUUUAGCCACAGAACUUGCUAACUAGCACAUUAUUAGGGAAGGCGAUUUGCAAAGAUUAAAAAAAAAAAAAAACUCAUUCUUCUGUUGGAGAAGCUGGAUCACAAAUGAUUUGC